Tarenaya hassleriana is the source of this 845-nucleotide messenger RNA. RefSeq names its product N-alpha-acetyltransferase 50. Gene Ontology annotation, biological process: mitotic sister chromatid cohesion. Lineage: Eukaryota; Viridiplantae; Streptophyta; Magnoliopsida; Brassicales; Cleomaceae. The transcript is spliced from 3 exons. The coding region runs from base 136 to 630 and encodes 164 amino acids. Gene Ontology annotation, cellular component: cytoplasm; NatA complex. Gene Ontology annotation, molecular function: N-acetyltransferase activity. The record is from RefSeq and is a predicted model, not a curated record.
CCACUGAAAUUCCCAAAUUUUCACAAGAACCCCCAAUAUUCUUCUGGUGUGUCCGUACGACGCUGAAUCGGAUCCUCUCUCACUCGGGCAAGCAGAAGAAGAGUUUUUGAUUCUCCACGGAGGAGGAAGACAGAGAUGGGGGCUGGGCGGGAAGUGAGCAUAUCGCUCGACGGUGUCAGGGACAAGAACCUGAUGCAGCUCAAGAAGCUCAACACGGUUCUGUUCCCGGUUCGAUACAACGACAAGUACUACGCCGACGCUCUCGUUUCUGGCGAAUUCACCAAGCUUGCAUAUUACAGUGACAUUUGUGUCGGAGCUAUUGCCUGCCGGCUGGAGAGGAAAGAAGGCGGAGGCUUGUGUGUUUACAUAAUGACAUUGGGUGUCCUCGCUCCAUAUCGCGGGCUUGGAGUUGGUUCGAGGCUUUUGAACCAUGUUCUUGAACUGUGCUCGAAGCAAAACAUCUCGGAGAUAUACUUGCACGUGCAGACAAACAACGAAGAUGCAAUCAAGUUCUACAAGAAAUUCGGGUUUGAGAUAAGGGAUACCAUUCGGAAUUAUUACAUCAAUAUCGAGCCACCGGACUGCUAUGUCGUCUCGAAGUCUCUCGACCAGCCUCAAGUGAAGAAAUGAUCAAAGAUCCAUCGAUUCUACGAUUUGGGGAAAUCCAGUAUUUGCUUUUGUUCUUCUCAUUUUCUCUCUUGCAUUGAUCGGAUUUCCCAUGUUGAGGUCGGAUUGCUGAGUUUUUUUGUUACAUGUCCCAAUGACCCAAAAAUUUUCGUUUUUAUUCGAAACCUGAACCCUCCGUUUCAAGUAGAAGAUUUAUAAAUUUGUAGUCUACAUUGCCA